Messenger RNA from Notothenia coriiceps (black rockcod), 2405 nucleotides. RefSeq names its product kelch like family member 28 (gene klhl28). NCBI's taxonomy places the organism in Eukaryota, Metazoa, Chordata, Actinopteri, Perciformes, Nototheniidae. Gene Ontology annotation, molecular function: protein binding. The record is from RefSeq and is a predicted model, not a curated record. The transcript has 6 exons. The coding region runs from base 131 to 1846 and encodes 571 amino acids.
UAGCUCGGUAGCUAGGUUGGCAGUAGGUUGUUUUCUUUAUAGCCGCCUGGGCUUCCCACUCGUCGCUGCUGAACUCCGCCACUGCAAAAUCGGUCAUUACAGCGGCACACAGACGGACUAUAGGUUACAGAUGGACCAGCAGGACCAGUCCUAUAUGUUUGCCAGUCUGAAACGGCCUCACUCCGAGCAGCUGCUGCAAGGCCUCCAGCUCUUGCGGCAGGAUCACGAACUAUGUGACAUUGUCCUGCGUGUGGGUGAUGCCAAGAUCCAUGCCCACAAAGUAGUGCUGGCCAGCAUCAGCCCAUACUUCAAGGCCAUGUUCACAGGUAACCUGUCAGAAAAGGAGACCUCUGAGGUGGAUUUUCAGUGCAUCGAUGAGACUGCCUUGCAGGCCAUUGUCGAGUAUGCCUACACUGGCACCGUGUUUAUCUCCCAGGAAACGGUGGAAUCUCUGCUACCGGCUGCCGACUUACUCCAGGUUAAGCUAGUACUUAAGGAGUGCUGCUCCUUCUUAGAGAGCCAGCUGGAUGCUGGGAACUGUAUAGGCAUCUCCCGCUUUGCAGAGACGUAUGGCUGUCAUGACCUGUGCCUGGCUGCAACUAAGUUCAUCUGUGAGAACUUUGAGGAAGUUUGUUUGACAGAGGAGUUUUUCGAACUGACGAGGGCCGAGUUAGAUGAAAUCGUGUCCAAUGACUGCCUUAAGGUGGUCACAGAGGAGACUGUGUUUUACGCCCUGGAGUCGUGGAUCAAAUAUGAUGUAACUGAGAGACAGCAGCAUCUAUCCCAGCUCCUGCACUGUGUUCGCCUUCCACUCCUCAGCGUCAAAUUUCUCACUCGCCUAUAUGAAGCCAACCACCUUAUACGAGAUGACCACGCAUGCAAGCACCUGCUCAACGAGGCCCUUAAAUAUCAUUUUAUGCCCGAACACCGGCUUUCCUAUCAGACUGUGUUGUCGGCGCGGCCCCGGUGUGCCCCCAAGGUUCUGCUUGCUGUAGGAGGCAAGGCGGGAUUGUUUGCAACAUUAGAAAGCAUUGAAAUGUAUUUCCCUCGGACAGAUUCCUGGAUAGGACUGGCCCCUCUCAGUGGACCCCGAUAUGAAUUUGGAGUGGCAGUGCUGGACCACAAGGUGUACGUGGUGGGAGGAAUCGCCACACACAUGAGACAGGGCAUUAGCUAUCGGAGGCACGAGAGCACAGUGGAGAGCUGGGACCCCGAGAGCAACACCUGGUCCUCGGUGGAGCGCAUGGCUGAGUGCCGCAGCACACUGGGGGUGGUGGUGCUGGCGGGCGAGCUGUAUGCCCUCGGAGGCUACGACGGCCAGUACUACCUCCAGUCGGUGGAGAAAUACGUCCCCAAGUUGAAGGAGUGGCAGCCUGUGGCACCCAUGACCAAGUCCCGAAGCUGCUUUGCCACAGCAGUGCUGGAUGGCAUGGUGUACGCUAUCGGAGGCUAUGGCCCGGCCCAUAUGAAUAGCGUGGAGCGGUACGACACCAGCAAGGAUGCCUGGGAAAUGGUAGCCCCCAUGGCAGACAAGAGGAUCAACUUCGGAGUGGGCGUCAUGCUGGGCUUCAUAUUUGUGGUGGGCGGACACAACGGAGUGUCACACCUGUCUAGCAUUGAGAGGUUUGAUCCCCAUCAGAACCAGUGGACAGCCUGUCGGCCAAUGAAUGAACCACGCACUGGUGUGGGCUCUGCCAUUGUGGACAACUACCUCUAUGUGGUGGGCGGUCACUCCGGGUCUUCUUACCUGAAUACUGUCCAGCGCUACGACCCCAUCUCGGACAGCUGGUUGGACUCGAGUGGCAUGAUGUAUUGCCGCUGCAACUUUGGUCUGACUGCCCUUUGACCCAUGGCCCAGCCAGCUAGGACCCCAUAAGAGAACUUAGACACAAAGACGUUUCUUUUUUGUUGUCUCCUCCUCCUCCCCCACAUUCAUCCUCCAGGUGCAGAGGAGCGCUGCACACCACCAAGAACACCGGAGGACAGAGAGAGAGAGAGAGAGAGAUCCUGCUGGGUGGGUGGAUGGAUGUGCCGGGGCUAGCUGGCUGGCUAGAUGGAGACCACAGACGUGGCUGCAGAGAUGGAGAAGAGCUGCGGAACAGAGAGGAAGAUGAUUGGACGCCUGUUGUCACGGGCACAAGGAGACGACCGCUCUACUGCUGCUGGACCACAAUGAGGACUCCGAGCCAUUUCCCAGGGGAUUGUGGGAGAAAACUUGUCACUUUUAGUUGUUUUCUGUUAUGUUAGCAGACAUUUAUUUGUUCUCCUUCAUGCCAUCAAUUGUGUUUAAUACCAGCUGCAACUGGAACCAUGGGUUCAGAUUUUGUAGAACACUGCAGGUGUGUGUGUGUGUGUGUGUGUGUGUGUGUGUGUGUGUGUGUGUUGUGUGUGUGUGUGUGUGUGUG